CUUGUCCCGUUGGAUGGUUACAGUGAUCAGCUCAACACGAACCGGGCAGUAAAAACCUUUCAGUCCGUUUAGUGAGCUGUGAUCAUGGGCUCCAGCCAUGGCCCCGCUCUGCUCCUCUGUCUGCUCUGCAUCGGACUGACGGCUCAAACUGAUGUGGAAACAGUUGAGGUGAUUCCCAGGCUGCUGUCCAGCCAGGAGACGAGUCUGUCUGAGGAUUCUGCCUCCAGGCUGCGGAGCCAUCAUCAGUGGCCCUUGGAUUUCUCGAGUAAAGAACAUUCUGAGGCAGAGAACAUUAUUGUGUCGCUGUCGGCUUUUGGAAGGAGUCUGUAUCUUAAUUUAAGACGAGAGCGCAAAAUUCUUUCAAGAGAUUUUGUAAUAGAGGAGAGGCUCAGGAACCAAAGUGUAGUAGUCAGACCACUGUCCAUGAAGCAGCUUUGCUUUUACUCUGGCUUUAUCAUCAACCAUACAGACUCUCUGGCAUCACUAAGCACCUGUGGCGGUUUGACUGGGCUAAUUCAGAUUGGGGAGGACAGCCUGUUCAUCCACCCUGUGGGUGAAUAUGAGCCAUCGCAGUCUUUCUCCGGAAUUAAGCACCAGCUGGUCCGACACCGAUGCUCACCGAAGAGCUCCCUUGGUCAGUGUGCCGGCCAGCCCAUCCACUGUGGGACUGCAGAAGGGCAGAAAAAGAAGAAGAAACCAAAACUGGGUGAAGAAGAUCGCACCAAGAGGAACACCGUGAACUUCCAUAAAACAUACACUUUGGAGACGGUGGUAGUGGCAGACUUCAACAUGGUGCAGUACCACGGUGCUGAAGUGGCACAAAGAUUCCUGCUUACUAUCAUGAAUAUGGUUGACAACAUGUUCCAGCACAAGAGUCUGGGAGUUACAGUCAACAUAAGAGUCAAUAAACUGGUUUUGCUUCACACCAGGCCGGAAAAACUAAAGAUAAGCCACCAUGGACAGAGGUCUCUGGAGAGCUUUUGUCAAUGGCAGCAUCAGGAGUUCUCAGUCCCUCGGUACCUCGGUACCAACCACAUUACAGGUGGAUGGUACGACACGGCUGUUCUGGUCACCAGGACUGAUUUCUGUGUUCAUAAAGAUGAACCCUGUGAUACAGUCGGUAUGGCUUACCUGGGCGGUGCUUGUAGUGCAAAGAGGAAGUGUGUAUUAACAGAGGACAAUGGACUUAAUCUGGCCUUCACCAUUGCUCAUGAGCUCGGUCACAACAUGGGGAUGAGCCAUGAUGACGACCAUGCUAACUGCACCAGCCACUCCCACAUCAUGUCCGGUGAAUGGGUGAAAGGCAGAAACCCAAACAACCUGUCAUGGUCCUCCUGCAGCCGCAGUGAUCUGCAGAACUUCCUCAGAUCUGGAGCCAGCAUGUGCCUCCGCUACACAGGCCCUAGGAGCCGCUACAGGAUGCGCCUCUCUUCCAAGCUUCCAGGGAUGCACUACAGUGCUGAUGAGCAAUGUCAGAUCCUGUUCGGAAUCAAUUCCACUUCCUGCCCUGACAUGGAGCAUCUCAUGUGUGCUGGCCUGUGGUGUUCAGUAGAUGGAGAUCCUUCAUGUAAGACAAAACUCGAUCCUCCUCUGGAAGGAACAGAGUGUGGAACAGAUAAGUGGUGCAGAGGGGGACAAUGUGUCAGUAAGGCUCCCAUCCCCCAACAUGUGGAUGGAGACUGGAGUCCCUGGAGCCAGUGGAGCAUGUGCAGUCGGACAUGCGGUACUGGGGUCCAGUUCAGACAGAGGAAGUGUGACAACCCGCCGCCCGGUCCAGAUGGACGGCACUGUCCAGAAGCCAGUGUGGAGCACAAGGCAUGUCAAGGCCAGCCGUGUCCCAAAGGGGCCCCAAGUUUCAGAGACCUGCAGUGUCUUUCCUAUGACCAACAUGGCAGUAAAAGAAAGGGCAGACUGUUGACUGCGUUCAUUAAUGAUGAUAAGCCAUGUAUGUUGUUCUGCAGCCCGGUGGGUCAGGAUGUUCCGGCCCUGAUGGCUGACAAAGUCAUUGAUGGCACUUCCUGUGGGCCUUAUGAGUCAGACCUCUGCAUUAAAGGGAGCUGUAAGAAAAUUGGUUGUGACGGCAUCAUCGGCUCCUCAGCAAAGGAAGAUGCAUGUGGUGUUUGCAAUGGACAUGGAGACUCCUGUAAAAUUGUGAAAGGAGACUUCAAUUACACCAAGGGAAUGGGCUACAUUGAGGCUGUGGUGAUUCCUGCAGGAGCGUGGAGGAUCAAAGUCAUGGAGGACAAACCUUUACAGAGCUUUCUGGCUCUUAAGGACUCCAGCAAGAGAUCCAUUAACAGCGACUGGAAGAUUGAACUUCCGGGAGACUUUGAGCUGGCUGGGACCAUGGUGCGAUACGUCAGAAGAGGAUUGUGGGAGAAGAUUUCUGCCAAAGGGCCGACUAAAGCUCCCUUACACCUAAUGGUCCUGCUCUUUCACGAUCAGAGCUAUGGAAUCCACUAUGAGUACACCAUAUCUGUGAACACAAGCCAGGAUCAGAGCAGUGAGAAACACACAGAACCAGAGUACCUCUAUGUCUGGGCUCACAGUGGCUGGCAGAACUGUUCUGUUCAGUGUGGAGGAGGUGAGAGGAGCACAGCGAUCUUCUGUAUGAGGACGGUCAAUAACAGCAUGGAGGUUGUCAGUGAUGACUACUGUCACCCUGAGACCCGGCCCCAGGCCAAGGUGCAGCGCUGCAACACUCUGCCCUGCCAGUACAGGUGGGUGGCAGGUGAGUGGGGGCCCUGCUCCGUCUCCUGUGGUAAUGGUCUCCAGCAGAGACAGGUGUCUUGUGUUUACCCCUCACUAAAUGGCUCACUCAUCCACACCAAGGACCGGGACUGCUACGGGGGCAAACCUGUGGGGCAACAGGACUGUGAGGGCAACUCCUGCCUUCCAGAAUGGGAGGCCUCAGACUGGUCACAGUGUUCAUCGGCCUGCGGCCGGGGUGUUCGCACGCGGACAGUGCGCUGCAGAAGCCCAGAUGGAGGAUGUGAGUCUGAUUCCAAGCCCAGUCAACAAGAAACCUGUGAAGAAGACGUAGAAUGCUUUGAAUGGAGGUUUGGAGACUGGUCCAAGUGCUCAUCCACGUGUGGAAAGGGUCUACAGUCACGAGUGGUCCAGUGCAUGCAUAAAGACACCGGUCGCCAUGGCGACAAUUGCCCACUAAUACUGAGACCACCAAUUUACAGAUCUUGUUAUCGUGAAUCCUGCUUCAACAGAGGUGAUGUAAACUCUGCUUCUGAUAUGGACAGAAGAGAUGCUACAAAUUAAACAGCAAUGUCUCUCAAUUCCUUCAGUUAGUUCAGUUGGAGGACAGAUUUGUUGCUGUAGCAUCAAGUUUGUUCAUUUUGUUUUACUUUUACAGUAAAACCAGCCGAUGCCUGAAGAAGGAUUAACCCUCGUGCUGACUGGAUAGUUCCUCUGCCCCGAAGCCCCCCGCUGACGGGGGGACGAGGGAGAAUACAUCACCUCCAUAGCAGCUAGUCCUUCCAGCUGCAUCAGGAGAGAAGCUUUUCUUUAAGAUUAAUUGCACAUUAUAUUUGAUCAUAUCUUUGAUUCUUUUUUUUAUUAUUUUGGAUUAUAGAUUUAUGUUUGAGUUUCCAACAAUAAACUACAAUGUAAAGCACAGAUCCUACAUUGUUAUGGACAAAGAAAUCUUGGAAUUUAAGAAAUUUGGGAAUCAAAACUUUAGAAACUGAAACUUUAGGUGCUUUUGCAAGCUGCAUUUAUGUUUAUUUUAAACAGUUACAGAAAUACUUGAUCGACCUGACCAAGAGGUUCUGGUUGAUUUUAUGUACUGUGUUUAAUGCAUGGUUUUGUGUGGUAGUUAUGGGUGCUAUAAAAACACGAGACAGAAUAUGAAAUGAUGUUCUGUGACAGUGAAGACAUUUCUUUGCUGAUGCUGCUGUGACCCUGUACUAUACCUGUAUUACACACACUUCAAGGGGUCUUAUCUUAAAAUGUACAAAUUACUUAACGCAUAUUGUUUAAGCUUAAGUAAUGUUUAGCAUAAGCAAAUAAAUGUUACUUUGUUUAUAAAUUGCUUGUUCUGUCCAGUGGAACAACAGACCGUCUCAUGUUUAUUGGAGCUGCCUGUCAAUGUGUAUUUUGAAAUCCCAUUUCAGGUUUUCUUUUUGUUUUACUAAUACUAUCAGAUAACAACUAUUUGCUGCCUGCAAUCUUGUCUUUUUUUAAAAAUAUGUAUAUUUUUAUGGAUUGGUCUAAA
Messenger RNA from Poeciliopsis prolifica (blackstripe livebearer), 4228 nucleotides. It is a transcript of the gene adamts17, whose product is annotated as ADAM metallopeptidase with thrombospondin type 1 motif, 17. Gene Ontology annotation, biological process: proteolysis; extracellular matrix organization. Gene Ontology annotation, cellular component: extracellular matrix. NCBI's taxonomy places the organism in Eukaryota, Metazoa, Chordata, Actinopteri, Cyprinodontiformes, Poeciliidae. Gene Ontology annotation, molecular function: metalloendopeptidase activity. Bases 85 to 3273 code for a protein of 1062 amino acids. The transcript has 22 exons. The record is from RefSeq and is a predicted model, not a curated record.